This is a messenger RNA of Haliotis rubra (blacklip abalone), 1392 nucleotides long. RefSeq names its product protein unc-93 homolog A-like. NCBI's taxonomy places the organism in Eukaryota, Metazoa, Mollusca, Gastropoda, Lepetellida, Haliotidae. The record is from RefSeq and is a predicted model, not a curated record. The coding region runs from base 1 to 1392 and encodes 463 amino acids. The transcript is spliced from 3 exons.
AUGGAGAAAAAGGAGGAACCGAAGACAUAUGCCUUUGAAGGAAAGGAAACCAGAAGUAGUGCUGUGCUUUCAGCAGCUUUCUUUGCAGCAUUUUCUGCUUACGUGGCCAUUCAGAACCUGCAGAGCAGUCUCAACGAAGCGGCAGACCUUGGAAUCAUUUCUUUGAGCGUUCUGUAUGCAUGCAUUAUAUUUUCUGGAAUCAUGGCCCCGGCUGUAAUUCGAUUCAUGGGAAUCAAAAUGACUUUAAUCUUGUCUUGGGUGAUCCACCUCCUGUAUACAAGCUCGAACUUCUAUCCGGCAUUUUACACCCUCAUACCUUCUUCAAUUCUCCUCGGGGCCAUCUCUGGUUUUCUGUGGACGAGUCAGAGUAUAUACAUUUCAGUCUGUUCUUACUCCCUUGCCAAGUCUACAGGAGCAGAACCGUACGAUGUCCUCAGUAAAUUGAAUGGACUGUUCUUCACCAUUUAUGAGACCACCCAAAUUCCAGGCAACCUUGUGUCGUCCCUUAUCCUACGAUCAGGAACCUACAGCAAUGUCACGGGAGAAGCUGUUUGUGGUUCCGACUAUUGUCCUGGAGUAGCCAACGGAACGGACAUAGCUACUCCAGAGAAGAGCCUGGUGUACAUUUUUCUUGGAGUCUGUCUUGCAUGUGGUGUUAUUGCUUUGAUCAUCACAAUCGUCUUCUUACCACCGUUACCAAAAAGUGACUGGAGCAGCAAUGUCAGCUUGAAGCAAUCCCUGAGUUCAUUCUUUGUAACAUUAUUCACCAGCAAGCUGAUAUUCCUUGUUCCAUUCAUAAUGUUCCAAGCGGUGGAGCAAGGCAUAUUAUGGUCAGACUACACAAGGUCCUACGUCAGCUGUCCCAUCGGAAUACACAUGGUUGGUUUCGUCAUGGCGACGUACGGGGCAACCACUGCUUCCUGUGCCUUCAUCUUCAGUCGUAUAGCGAAGUACAUUGGACGUUACAUCCUGUUCUUCGCAGCUGCUGUGUUACAAGGUGGGGUGUUUGUAACGCUCUACUUAUGGACGCCGACAAGCGACGACACCAAGUACAUCUUCGUCAUUCCCAUCGUAUGGGCCAUCGGGGAAGGAAUAUGGGAGACACAGUCAAACUCUCUGAUAGCCCUGCUGUUCCCGGAGAAGAAGGAACCAGCCUUCGCUAACUUCCACACCUGGAAAGCCAUAGGAUUCACGAUCACAUUUGUUGUCAGCAACUUUAUGUGUUUGAAGACAAAACUUAUCUGUGUCUUGGCUUUAUUAGCCGUGGCGAUGGUCAUGUACGCAGGCGUGGAGAUUUAUUCACGAGUGCACCAGAAGCGCAAAGAGGGCAAAAAUACAACUUCACUAGAAAUUAUCUCAAAUGGCACAAAAGAAUCUAAAUACAGAAAUUAA